Messenger RNA from Phlebotomus argentipes, 3060 nucleotides. RefSeq lists its product as uncharacterized. The transcript is spliced from 2 exons. The record is from RefSeq and is a predicted model, not a curated record. Gene Ontology annotation, molecular function: nucleic acid binding; zinc ion binding. The coding region runs from base 1012 to 1965 and encodes 317 amino acids. Lineage: Eukaryota; Metazoa; Arthropoda; Insecta; Diptera; Psychodidae.
UAUAAGAGGUGAUGAUACGAGCUAUCCGAUCGGCCGAAGUGUGCCAGAGUGUGAGCUCGGUAAGCUUCGCGCUUUUUGUGAGUCGGAUCCUCGGACAGUUGUCCGACGAAUUCCGACCGGAGCGGGUGUUUAACCGGACGGAUAGUUUUGUAAGAGAUGCGCCUCUUACAACGCGGGAAAUUGCCAUAUAAAUGUAGGCCGUUUGCUUACAUUUAAUCAGAAGUGGGAUCUUUGCCCUAAAUGUCCGCAAUUUAAGGGAAAAGAUCGCGAAAAGGGCGCAGAAAGUAUUGCGCAAUAAGUGACGCGUGUGUCGCGAGUGUUUGUGUAAGUGAGCAUGCCGGGAAGGAGCUUUUCUCGGGCGUUCUCUGCCAAGUCAUCGAGGGAAGAUGCCUUGGGGAUUCCACUCUGAUGGCCAGGAAGUCGGCAACAUGAGGAACCUGGACGUGAGCAUCCGGAGUGGACGACAUGUUGUCUGGAGAUCGAGAGAAGAAAAAUGGAGUCUCCAUACAAGAGUGUGUGAAGAGCGGCUUCGAUCACUUACACAGACGACCACGAAAGCUAAGUAAAAUGCGCGAGCCGCUUCUCGCUCCUGUGGGAGGGGAAAGUGUGUCGCGCAGAGCGCCCUGUGUAUGUGCGAAUGUGUGUGUGAGUGGAGAGCUCUCAUUUGGGGUGGCGUGAUUUGCAUUUUCAUUGUGUUGAAUUGCUAACUGCCCUCUCUUGCAGCAUAUGCAUUGCGUGCAUACAAUUGACAGAUUCUCCUUCGCAGCCAUUUUGGUGACGCAAUACUCUCUGUGAAGAAGUGAAAUUUUCAUGUCCGCAUAAAAGUUGAUUAAACCAUUAUUCCUUGUUGUAAUUUGCCUUGAUUUAAGCAGGAUAUUUGCCCAUUUGAUUAGAGGCUGCAAAGGAGGAAGCUGUCGAGUUUGUUGAGCGGUGUUUUUCGGUGAAUUUCACCCAGAGAUUUCGACGAUUGACAAAUCUCCUGUGUUGUCGAACCAUCGAGGCUUUGCGAAGAUGUCCAGUCGAUUGUGGUAUCGCGAUUUGUCAAUUAGGGAGGACAGAGAGAAUCCUGAAGAGAGUGACGACUCAAGUGACGCAAGUGAAUCUGUCGUGAUGAGGUCAUCGAGUCCGCGAUUGACCGUCGAGGAGAUCGAAGCUCUGAUUCCCGCAUUCGAGCCAGGAAAGGAAGGAUCGCUUUUGGCCAGUGAGUGGCUGCGGAAAGUUGACAAUGUCGCAGCAUUGUAUGGCCUGAAACCUCAGCGCAUGCUUCUCACUGCAAUCAUCCGUCUCCAGGGCUCAGCUAAAGUCUGGUAUGAAGGGAAUGAAGUGAACAUCAGGGAUUACAAGCAUUUUAAGGUGGAGUUGACGAAGAACUUCCCUCAAAAGUUGACUGCUGCGGAUGUUCACAAAGUGCUCACGGGAAGGAAGAGAAGGAGCGAUGAAUCUGUGGAGACGUACUUCCAUGACGUGGUCAAGCAGGCCAGGCGUAUAAAACUCGAUGAUGCCUCAAUUCGGGAUUAUCUGAUCAACGGUGUGUCGGAUGUCCUGACGCGCGGGCUGCUCGCAGCUGCUCCACAAGGCCCUCUCACAGAUUUCUUGGUGUACAUGAAGAAAGUGGAGACGAACACCAAGAUGAAGGAGACGGAAGUGCAGCCGCAGUCUACGGAUGAUGAUUGUUCUGAUGCGAGUUCCGAUUCCUCAUCCAAGAAACAGUGUGGAGCGGAUGAUGGUGCACAAGAGACAUCUGAAGUCCAGGGAGAAUGUUCCAGGCAUUCGAGUGUCAACAGUGCCACUUCACUCCAGGGAAAGACGAAGAAGGACAAGGAAUCUAAGAACUCAGGGCAAUCUAAGCGAGUCUGCUUUGCUUGUGGAUCAAAGGAGCACCUCAUUCGGAGCUGUCCCAAGAUGAAGGGUCUGCGAGUGGCUGGUGGUGAUGAUCUUGGUGGAAACUCUUCCCAGCAGAAGUGAGUUCAGGGAAAUCGUGUGCGAUUUAAGGUGUAAUCAAUCGCAAGAAUGUGAAAUAAAGUUGAAUUCCGCUGAACUGGUUGUGCUGAAGAGUUGGUGUCACGGGAUUUGUGUGGGUCACUACUUGUCAAUAAAGGAGUUUGUUGAUGACGAGUGGACUGUGAUGCCGAUCUGAGGAAGCCAUGGAGAAUGAGCAAUCAUUUCUGGUUCUCGAGAGGCAAUUGAAUCUGAGGUGGCGCGUAAAUUGUGUAUGCGGGAAUUGCUCCACGAUUGAUCGCGCAAAGCUGUGCUGCGAUCAGAGCUGAACAUUUCCUGUGGAAACUUACACAAGUUGAGCACCUGCGGGAAUAAUUGGUCUAACAGGAACGUGUUUGCGUACACUAGUACUGGAUUAGAAAUUAUUCUUGUGGAUCCUGGUGCGAAUGUCUCACUUGCGAGGAUUGACGCUCUAACAGGGAAGUGUUUGCGUACACGAUCACUGGAUUAGAGGUCGUUCUUGAGGAUUCUAGUGAGAAGUGCUUCACCGGCGGGAUUGACACUAUCAGUAAGUGUUGUAUCACUUGAGCUGGAGUAGUGGAUCAUCCUGAGGAUACUGGUGGAAAGCAGACACAUGCGGGAGGAAACUGUCUAUCAGCAGAGUGUCAGGAGUGAUGCUCGUGCUGGAGUAGAAGUUUAUCCUGGGUCUUGUGUGCGUGGAGCGUGGUACGAGUGAUAGUAUCGCGUCACGUGAGUGAAUAAAGAGCGUUCGAAGAUUCUGGUGAAGUAUCAUCCAUCGGGUUGAUAUUUUCAGAGUAUCGGAUUAGCUCGCUGGUGAUAGUUAUUGCAUUACGGAGCCGUAGGGGUUGCGGGUGUCUGACUCUUGACCUGUGGCAAGGGUCGCCACAGCAUCAGUAUGGCCGAAUGUAGUAAUCUUAGCACUAUAAGAGGUGAUGAUACGAGCUAUCCGAUCGGCCGAAGUGUGCCAGAGUGUGAGCUCGGUAAGCUUCGCGCUUUUUGUGAGUCGGAUCCUCGGACAGUUGUCCGACGAAUUCCGACCGGAGCGGGUGUUUAACCGGACGGAUAGUUUUGUAAGAGAUGCGCCUCUUACAACGCGGGAAA